Messenger RNA from Coregonus sp. 'balchen', 9558 nucleotides. NCBI's taxonomy places the organism in Eukaryota, Metazoa, Chordata, Actinopteri, Salmoniformes, Salmonidae. The record is from the annotation of a GenBank genome assembly.
AUGGCAAAUUCUGCAUGGCAGAUAAUGUUCCUGAAGAAUGAGGAAAAAAUGGCCGCCAUGCCUGUCGCCGAAGCCCAUCAACUGGGUUACGAGCUGAGUGCCACUCCGAAAAGGGUUGUUUUCCGCUGUCCCUACAGACAAAACCAUUCGGAAAUCGUAAUGGUGGGUAUUUCAAGAAAUGCUAUGCGUUUCAGUACUCUGACACGGCUUCCUCUUCUCAUGUCCUUUCCUUCGUCUGCGCUGAUCUGAAAAAUAUAUGGUGGAAGCCCUCGAGAUGCUUGCUCUUAUAGCAGUGUAUUAUUCCCAAUCAGUGCAGAUGAAGGAAAGAUGAGGAAAAGCAAGAAACGUUGAACUACUAAAAUAGAAGUCAUUUUAAGGCCUAAAACUGGCAGGACCUUUUCCCAACCACAUUGUCUUUCUCCUCUCAGGUUGCCGGUGUUGCGGUGGAGGUCAUUCAUGGGACAGUGUUCUUCCGUCAGAAAAUGAUGGUGGUCAUGAUUGACAUAUCUGUGGCCUGCACCAUAAGUACAUUAAUUUCUACUCCCCUAUAUCGCUAAAGAAUGGUCUUUAAGAAUGCCAUUAGCUGCAGCAGACUUUUGAUAACGCCAUGCAAAUGUUUAUAUUCAAAGAUGAUGCAAGUAAUAAUUCAAGACAACUGUAGAUUAAUAAUUUCUGAAUUCUUUAGAUAAGCCAUGAAUUGUGCAUCAACAACCAGGUUUCCAGACAACCUUUUUAUAUAAUGCAAGUAAAGUACAUCUAGGGUAAAAAAAUGUAAUGACAGGCCUGAUGGAAACUGAACAUUUUUCGUUGAACUUUCCAUAUGUUGACAAAACAAAAUACGCUAGACAAGGCGGGAUCUUUUUGUCGGAAUGAAUUAUGUGAGAAAUGUCAAACUCUUUUAGGCACAAAUAUUGAUAGAAUAACCAUAUUGAAAACGUGUCAGGUGAUGGCAUGUUGUGUGGUCCUCCCACUACAACUCAUCGGGUAAGCACACAGUUUAUUAGGCUACUUAUGAAAUAAAUGAACUUCACAGGGUGUUGAAAGUAUAAGGUGGUGAGCUUGACGCUCCUUUCCAAUAAAUAUCGAGGGUCUUAUUCUGGUGACAUGAUAAUUGACGCUUGGCUUCCGUUUGACAAAUAAUUAGUCGCUCUUUUGAUUAUGAUAUUAAUAGUAUUCAUGUAGGCUAUACGUGUGCUCUAGCCAACAGCAGCAUCUGCGCGCUUUGGCUAGAGCGAACGUGCCAAUACCAGAGUGGGCAUGCUCUCUUUAUAACACAUUUUUCUUUUGAGAACCAUUAGUUGAAAAUGCAAUGGAAACCCAUUUAACUUGUUUUUUUAUUCAGUACAUGGGGAUUUAACUGCAAAGGGUAUUUUUAUAUGAACUAUGUCAUCACGCACAGCCUUACAUCUGCAACAAAUCAAUUUGCUGGAAAAAUCUCUGGAGAAAUGGGCAUAUUGUUUUAUGCAGAUUUUAGAAUAUUCGUAUGAAAAUCUGUUGCCAAUUGGAUGGAAACAUAGCUGCUGUAAAUACAAUCAAUCAUCCACUGCUUCUUGAAAGGCAGAAGGUAUGGGCAUUUGAAAGAAAUUAUGUUGUAAUCUCUGAACUAUUUCAAUUAGCCUACUCGAGUACUUGCAUGUUUAAAGUAAUCUACCUACUGUGAGCACGUAGUGGCAUUUGAAAAUAGAGUACUCAUUCAGUGAUCAUGUACAAACCUUCAAUCGAGUACUUGUGCUCAUCCCUACACUGUUAACCAGGGUUAUUAAAAUCUGAGCCUGGAGGUCCGGACUAGGCCUACUACUGGUUCCGUUCUACCUGAUAAUGAAACUCUAAAUCCGUCUCUGUGUCUACCAUUCUAAAGGCUUUUGUAUUGCUUUCUCGCUCUCAGACCCAGGAUACUUUGACGGGGCCAGGCUACUCUGGGACACCCCCAGGAUCAUGACCCCCUUGGUUCACAGCGGCGUUGGCUUUGAGAGCAAGCAGAUCAACGUGGGUGUGGAGAGCCAACUGCUGGAUGAGGGCACGGCGAGGGCCAGGGGCUACACUCUAGAAGUCAACGGGCUCAUGGUACAGAUGGGUAUCCCCUUUGGUGCCAAAGGAGGAUAUAGGAAGGUAAAGGCCACUGUGGACUUUAGCUCGAUCUGGGUUCAGCUUAGCCUGGGUGACAGUCUGCUUUCUUGACAAUUCCAUAAGGAGUUGCCAUGCCAAACAUAGCUUGACAAUGGAGUAGGCAAAAGCACAAACUGAUCUGGGACCAGGCUAGAUUCAAUUGGUGCAGUGUUUUCAAACUGCGGCCCCAGCGAGCUACUGGGUGUGAAGGCUUUUUUUUCUCCAGCCCAGCACUAGGCUAAUGCCUGUUUAAAGGUCCAUUGCUGAUGUUUUUAUCGCAAUAUCAAACAAUUUCUUGGUAACAAUUUAAGUACAUUUUUGUGAUUUAAAGAAACAAAUGGCUUCUUAGCAAAGGGCAAUCUUUCAAGAAAUCAUUUUGCUAGUACUGUGUGGGAGUGGUCUGAGUGGGGAGGGGAAAUCUGAAAAUUGGCUAUUAUUGGCAGAGGUUUGGAAAAAAUUGUUAUUGGUCUAAGUAAUUUACCGCAUGGUGACGUCACCAUGGAAGGCAAAAAUUCAUCCCACCAAAACAAGCUGAAACUUAUCAAACAGCUCUUGCACUAAAGGGCAUUAUAAUUGUUAUAUUUCAUAUAAAACACAGGAAAAUCUAGUUUGUCUGCACUGGGCCUUUAAAUAAAUCAACUAGGCCUAAUCUUUCAUCUGGACCACAAUUGAGCAAGUAUUUUUGUGCUUGGCUGAAACAAGCCUACACCAAGUAGCUCUCUGGGACUGGAGUUGGGAGACCUGAUCUAUAGUGAACAAAAAUAAAUGCAACAAUUUCAAUGACUUUUACGGAGUUACAAUCCGUAAAUUGAAACGCAUUCAUUAGGCGCUAAUCUAUGGAUUUCACAUGACUGGGCAGGGCUGCUGACCUGGGAGGGCAUAGGCCCACCCACUGGGGAGCCAGGCCCAGCCAAUCAGAAUGAGAUUUUCCCCACAAAAGGGCUUUAUUACAGACAAAUACUCCAUCAGCUGUCAGGGUGGCUGGUCUCUGAUGAUCCUGCAUGUGAAGAAGCCGGAUGUGGAGGUCCUGGGCUGGCGUGGUUACGCGUGGUCUGCAGUUGUGAGGCUGGUUGGACAUACUGCUAAAUUCUUUAAAAUGACGUUGGAGGCGGUUUAUGGUGAAGAAAUUAACAUUACAUUCUCUGGGAACAGCUCUGGUGGACAUUGCUGCAGUCAGCAUGCCAAUUGCACGCUCCCUCAAAAUGUACACAUCUGUGGCGUUGUGUGACAACUGCACGAGUGGCCUUUUAUUGUAUCAGCACAAGGUGCACCUAUGUAAUGAUCAUGCUGUUUAAUCAGCUUCUUGAUAUGCCACACCUGUCAGGUGGAUGGAUUAUCUUGGCAAAGGAGAAAUGCUCACUAACAGGGAUGUAAACAAAUGUGUACACAAACGAGAAAUAAGCUUUGUGCAUAUGGAACAUUUCUAGGAUCUCUUUAUUUCCGCUCAUGAAACAUGGGACCAACACUUUACAUGUUGCGUUUUUAUAUUUUUGUUCAGUAUAAUAUAUUCAUAGGAUAACGUUUACCUAGUGUGCGUUUUUUAAAUGAAUUAUUUAACUAGAUCGUUGCUCAUUCACGACAGCUUGAAGUGUAAGUUAACACAGUAAAUUGUGUAUUUUUAGAGUUUGGUGACAAACAAUAUCUACCGGGAGAUGUACGUGGCUUUCCUGUUCUAUGAGCAUGUGUUCUCUCAUGUCUACACUGAUGGUAGCACUGUUGAAACGAGACACCGGCUGCUCAGGGUAGUGGACACUCCAUUGCUGUGCCGGCACCCCUUCACUGUUGAUGUCGAUGCCCUUUCUCCAUACCACAGUAUGUUCAUCCUUUUCGCACAUAAACAUAUAGUUACAAUGACUGAGGUGUCAUUUCCAAUGUGCUUUGUGGCAUUGCUGAGUUCUUGUUAAUCCUGGUUACUUGGCUACUUAACUAUUUCCUCCCAUUACUCCUCCAGAGACCAGCGUUGAAGAACAUGCGUUCAACGUGUACUUGGGGAACAUUCCUCACGACGUGGCUCUGAUUGAAGUGAAGUUGAAUGAAAAGCAGUUCUCUGUAUCUGACGCUGCAGAACAUGGUUACACCAUCAGUAAGGUCGCCCAUGCCAAUGGCACUCAUGCCUAUACUCUCAGGGUUCCUUUUGACGACAAGGCUGUUUAUAGGACAGUGAGUACAUUUUAGAUCAAACACAUUUCCAUAAAUUGAGCUUAUAGUCAUGAAUUCCAACUUUUGAAAUAAUGAGAUUUCAAAAAAUUUAUUUUUUUCUCAAUAGUACUUAGGUGAGGGGCUCCUCCAGUACUCCAUGGACAUAAACUACACGUUAAGCAUCAUGCCCCAGGAAGAGGCUUACUACCAUCUAGCCUCUGUUGUGGAACAGCUCAGCGACGCAUGUAAGUCUUUAUAUUUUACUUCAAGCAUAACAUUUUACUUUAACAAGGUCUUCAAAGUAACUUGCUUUUAAAAAAUCUGCAUUUUCCCCCUCAGUCCCUCCUGAGCUGAAAGGGGUUUGCACAGGAAGAGGAAUUGUCUUUGACAUGAACCAGCCAAGACUGGGAUACCUGUGGGAGAUCGGGGUCGGGCAUGACCCUCUAACACCGGAGCUGGUGGCUGAAAGAGGGUACAACCUGCGAAACGAAAGCCAUAGUUUGACCUUGGAGGUGCCACUGUUCACUGUUGGCUACACUUAUGAGGUACAGUAUGUUGUCAAUUCUAAAGCGCUGUUUCUCAAUGCAUUCCUGGGGGGACCCCCAAGCGGCACACAUUUUUGGUCUAGCCCAGCACUAAAACACAACUGAUUCAGGUAUUUGCCAAGCCUGUAAUUAGCUGUAUCUGUGUUGAUGGUGGUCUAGAACAAAAAUGUGCACCCCCUUUGGGCUCCCUAAAGAAUGGAUUGAGACGCUGAUCUAAGGCAGCGGUUCCCAAACUUUUUGGCUCACGCCCCCCUUAUCCAUUUGGGUCACAGCUUGUGUCCCCCGACGCACUCACGUGUUCAUAUUUAAAUGUCCAUUUAUAUAUUUGAAAUCGCUGUACAAUGAUGUAUACACAGAUAUAUUUGUUUGCAUUUCACUUCAUACUUUUAUUUGGUCAUUCACAUGGGUAAUUACCAGAAUCUCUGUACACCUAUUCUCAAAUCCAUACAGACAUAUUUGUUUGAAUUUUAUUUGGCCAUAAACAUGGGUAAUUACCAGAAUCUCUCUAGACAUAAACCUGUUCUUAAUCAAUCUAUACUCACUCGAAUUAAUGAGAUUGAGCCUGAUGCUGGGAACACAGCAUUUUGUAUUCUGGGCUUUAUGCUUGACACCGAUUUUAAAAGUAGUUCAUCUUCCACUCGUGUGAGUCAUAACCAUUUGUUUUAAUAUAUGUAAGUGUGGAAAAAGUAGUUUCACCGAUGGGUCGACGCAAAAGCAAUCAGUUUAUCCAAUGACAUUUCAGAUAAUCCCUGUUAUUUUCCUGCGAUUGACAGCCAAAAUUCAACCAGCGGGGUUGUGGCAAAGGCUGCACGCAAGGUCCUGUCACUGGAUAGUUCCAGGAAUGACUACUGUAGCUCCGAUGACAGAUAGCUGCCAGCGGUGGUGGCAAUGAACGGUUAUUGGCUCCAGUCGUGGUUUUCGUGUCUCCUCUUGAAAGUACUCCUGAAAUGUCCAAUAAGUCCUCGGAGUUGAUGAGUGAUCCUUGCUUUUUGUUGCGUCAUCCAGGUGCAGUUCAUUCUCCUCAAUCUGAGACCAGUGAACAUCUCCACACUCCCCCCACCCCAUGCCAAGCGCUCCAGCUUCUUUACAAACCCCCCAACUUUGUUGGCCAAUGACAUAAUGUUGGUAUUGGGGCCUUGCAGUGACAUCUUAAGUCCAUUCAGUCUAUCAAAAAUGUCUGCCAGGUUUGCCAGCCAUUUAGGAUCACCGGCAUUCUGCAUUGGGCGACUCUGUAUCCAGUAUGAAUAGGCACACUUCAUCUCUCAUUUCAAGUAGACGCAGCAGCACUUUACCUCACAACAACCACCUGACCUCAGUAUGCAACAGUAGCGAUUCGUGCUCAGAUCCCAUUUCUUUGCACAGGACAGCAUAUGUCUGGUAUACAUGGGGCGUGCCUUUAUGAAGUUCACCAUUUUUAUUGCUGUUUGAAGCAUGCUACUAAGCUCAUUUUCAAGGGCCUUGGAAGAAAGAGCUUCCCUGUGUAUAACACAAUGAGGGAAUACUAUGUUUGGCACAACGGCGUGUACCUUUGCAUUCAGACCCUUAUGUUUACCCAUCAUAGUACCAGCCCCAUCUGUACACACACCCACACAAUUCUCCCAACACAGCCCCUCGUCCCGCAUCUUUUCAUCAAGUUUGUUGAAUGGCCCCUCAAGCGCACUGCAAAAUAACAGCGCUUCAUGUAGUUUCCCCUCAUAGCAGUAUCUGACUAAUACGAGAAGCUGAGCUGCAUGUGACAUCAAUUGACUCAUCUAGUUGUAGAGCAAAUGUCAUGCUUUUUUUUUUUUUUUGAUCAAUAAGCUGACGCUUUGUCUUUUGCCAUAAUAUAUAUAUCCGCUGGGCAACGGUGUUAUCAGACAGCGGGAUUUGUUUGAGCUGACUCGCUAUUUUCUCACCAUGCCUAUUGCUGCGAGGAGAUUGUCUCAUUAGUAUGUGGCUUUUUAGAUUUUGCAAUAUCAUGACACUUUCAUAGCAAGCAGCUUGGGCUUUGGUUGUAGUUUGUGGUCAAUACCUGCUUUUGGCCACGCAUAUCUUGCUCUUUGCGAUAGACAAAAUCCACCGGUUUAUCAGUGUUCUGUAAAUGUCUUCAGUUUCACUGGCUUCAAACUCAUUUUCUAGCACAUUAAACACGCAACGCAUUGUGGAUGUGGAUCCCCAUUGACCAUGAGACAUGAAACCAUACUGAAUGUAAUCACCUUUAUCUCUUUGCUGAAUUCGAGAGUGCCAGCUUAUCCUUGAGUGUCUUUCCCACUGGCACUAGGGUCUCUCCCGCCGGCAUCUCGCUCGGCCUAGGCUCAGCUCCCACCGGCCUCGCUCGGCCUAGGGUCAGUGUCAUUAUCAGAUGGCGGUUAAUCAGUUGUAGAUUCACCCUCAUUAAUGGUUGGAUUGUCUUUUAUUUUUCAAUCAGCCACCGGUCCAUAUUUUGCUAAACUGUGUCAGACUCUGAGAACAGUAGCUAUACUGAACAAAAUGAAACUGUGCAACAAUUUCAAAGAUUUUACUGAGUUACAAUUCAUAUGAGGAAAUCAGUCAAUUGAAAUAAAUUAAUUAGGCCCUAAUCUAUGGAUUUCACAUGACUGGGUAUACAGAUAUUAAUCUGGUCACAGAUACCUUUUUAAAAAAAUGGGCCUCAGGAUCGCAUCAUGGUACUUCUGUGCAUUCAAAUUGCCAUCAAUAAAAUGCAAUUGUGUUCGUUGUCCAUAGCUUAUGCCUGCCCAUACCAUAACCCCACCGCCACCAUGGGGCACUCUGUUCUCAACGUUGACAUCAGCAAACCGCUCGCCCACACGACACCAUACAUGUGGUCUGCGGUUGUGAGGCCGGUUGAACGUACUGCCAAAAUCUCUAAAACGACGGAGGCGGCUUAUGGUAGUAAAAUUAACAUUAAAUUAUCUGGCAACAGCUCUGGCAGACAUUCCUGCAGUCAGCAUGCCAAUUGCACGCUCCCUCUACUUGAGACAUCUGUGCCAUUGUUGUGAGACAACUGCACACUUUAGUGGCCUUUUAUUGUCCCCAGCACAAGGGGCACAUGUGUAACGAUCAUGCUGUUUAAUCAGCUUCUUUAUAUGCCACACCUGUCAUGUGGAUGGAUUAUCUUGGCAAAGGAGAAAUGCUCAUUAACAGGGAUGUAAAUGAAUUUGAGAGAAGCUUUUUGUGUGUAUGGAACAUUUCUGGGAUCUUUUAUUUCAGCUCAUGAAACAUGGGACCAACACUUUACAUGUUGCAUUUUUAUAUUUGUGUUCAGUGUAGUUAGAACAUUUGCGCCAAUUUGGGAAGGUGGUCGACAAGUUAAAAUAUUGACUCGGCCCACUACAUCGGCUUUGAAACUAUGCCGCCCCCUAGAGGCUUAAGGUAAAAUGACUAGUUUAAUUAAUUUUUAAAUGGCAUUUGUUAAUCUCCCCCCAAAGUUUGGGAACCACUGAUCUAAGGCAUGACUAUCAACCAAAUUUGGCAGGACAUUGCCCUCACUUUAAUAGCUGCUUAUAGGCCUACUUCACUGCUUUGGGCCAAAACUUUUUUAUUUGCAUUUCAGGAUAUCAACUUGAGGCAUUUUUAUGGCACAUUUGAAGUACUCUCAAGAGAUUCAAAGACUUUGGAGAUCCAGACAGCAACAGCAACGCGCUGUCUUUUCAGACGUGAUCAGCUUAUAAGUGAGUAUCCAUCCGUAACACGCAUGCUUUGUUUUUGUAUUGUCUUCUUCAAUGGACCUUUUGUCUUUCCAGUCUGUUCAACUGACGGGACCAUGACUGUGGUGACCAGUACAAAAACUACCUGGCCUGCAGUGACUCCAGCCAGUACUACCCUCUUGGACAGAACCUGUAAACCAAAAUUAUCGGACGACUCAAGAGUUCUGUUUGAGUUUGGCUUGAACACGUGCGGGACCACGGUUACGGUAUGAUCUCAUUUAGAAUAUAAGCUUGGAGCCUGUGGAAUUUUGUUAGUUAUAGUGAAUUCAGUCUUUUUAGCAGAAUUUGAAAGGUCAGCCUAAUUGAUUUAAACAAUUUAUUAGGAGGGGAGAGGUGUUUCGAUUUUAACAUUAUCUAGGCCUAAAUGACAAUCCCAUAGAACAAUAAACGCUGUAUGAUAAUGCUAUAGGCUUGAUGGCGGGAAAAUUCAGUUAUGAGCUUUUGACUGACUUGAGCUACUCAUUAUAAAGUAACAGCAGUUUCCACUUGUCUUAUAGGUUGAAGACUCUUUUGUAGUGUAUGAAAACGAGAUCCUGUCUUAUAGGGAGCUCAUACCUGACAGCAAUUCUUUCAUCUCCAGGGAUUCUAAAUUCAGGUAAAGAUCAGUCAUAGUUAUUUGGGAACAUGAUCGAUCUUAGCAUUUCAAUGCUGUCACUUUCAUUAUACAAUGCCCUGAUCUGAAGAUGGUAACUUGAUUAUUUGUGCAAUAAGCUACUUAAGAAUACAGUAGGUGACCUAGGUGUGAAUAAUCAGAUCAUGUCAAAUUCAUGUAGUCCCAAAUGUCAUUAAUAAACGUUAAAAUGUAUGCGCACAUGACUGUAAGUCGCUUUGGAUAAAAGCGUCCGCUAAAUGGCAUAUUAUUAUAAAUCUGAUCAAGAAAUGUGGAUUAACUGUGAUUGCAUAUGGCACAUCUCUAAUUACUUUUCCUUCUUUACAGACUCACAGUGCAAUGCUUCUACCCACUCCACUCAGUCAGUAGGCUAUUUGUGGACAUGAUUUUCGAAUCUGAAAUGCCUGGGUUUGGCUCAAUCAAAUUCACAGGGAGCACCAAAGGUAAGAUUGGUUUACACAACUACAUGUAG